Molecule: messenger RNA, 5007 nt
Organism: Dermacentor silvarum
Lineage: Eukaryota; Metazoa; Arthropoda; Arachnida; Ixodida; Ixodidae
Product: E3 ubiquitin-protein ligase SHPRH
Exons: 23
Coding region: 174-4991 (1605 amino acids)
Biological process (GO): DNA damage response; protein polyubiquitination
Cellular component (GO): nucleus
Molecular function (GO): ubiquitin protein ligase activity; ATP binding; ATP-dependent chromatin remodeler activity
Source: RefSeq, a predicted model, not a curated record
GGCAGGCCGUUUAACCUCUGUUUAACUAACCACCUUCCCUACCUCGAUCGUCCGAUCUAGCGCGCCGACACUUGUCACCAAAGGCUUUACAACACCUCCACCCUCUUCUCACUCCUGCCACCGUGGGCAUCGUUCUGCUAGUUCUGAUAAACACAAAUGUAAACCAGGAGAAUAUGUCUUCUCGAAGGAAAGCCACAGCACCGAGACGGCUCGGCGAGCAAGCAGAUAACGCUGCACAGUGCGGACAAAGCUUCGAUGCACCGCCAUGCCUUGCAAGCGGCAGUUUCAUAAUAGACGAAUCUGGAGAUAAUGAUUCUUGUUCACCAGCACCCGCGAAAAAGCGAAAAAGCAGGAGCAAAAAACUUCUCUUAGAUCAAGAACUAGAGAGCCUUCUGGAAGGGUGUGAUUAUGCAUUGCAAGUGGAGCGUCAAGAUGAACACAGAAAUUCCAUCAUGUUUUGUCUGGGGCAAGUGCAGUUAACUGCACGUCCUGUCUCUGAUGGUAGGAGACUGGAAGAUACCUUGAAAAGUAGCUACAGGUUUUUUAUUGGGUGCAACACUGAGCAGACUGAUUGCUGUGUGGUUUACAACUGCACUGACCAGUGGCUGUGCUUCAAUGCAACUUUGCCCAUUGAUGAGGAUGUGCGGCUCAUCCUCUCGCACCGAAAAUCUGUCCUUCUUGUGGUGGCAAAUGUGGUGGACUCUUGCAUUGUGUUGGAUGUGCUGCUUUCACCAACAAAUGUGUAUCGCCUUAGCCAUGCCAGUGACUCGCCACGGAACUCUGUGAAUUGGGAAAUGCAGGCUCUUGUUCACUAUUUCUUCGGCAUCAGUCACACUUCAAGGCACAUUGAAACGGAGAAGUUUCGGAGACAGGACUUUGACUUGCUCUACGCAAGGAUUGCGGCUGCCCAGUCACUGCAUCCUGCUGCAGAUGAGGAUGAGAAUGCUGUUCAACAUGCAGCAUUGCGGCCUACACUGCGACCAUACCAAAAGGAAGUGGUCAGGUGGAUGCUGAAACGAGAACGGUCACUCUCUGAGAUCUCAGUGGACAAUUUCCUCUACAUGCCACUGGUUGACUGUUAUGGGAAACUGCUCUACUACAACAAAUACGCAGGCUUCUUUGUUGAAAAGAAGAUGGACUUUGUGGCCACUGCCAGACCUGGUGGCAUCUUGGCGGAUGAAAUGGGUCUUGGCAAGACAGUGGAGCUGCUUGCAUGUAUCCUUCUGCACCCAAUGCCCACCUAUGAUCAAACCUCGGCCGCGGCGAGUGACACUGAGGAGUACGAGCUUUCUGAUGACGAUGGGCGCUGUGCUGAGGACUUGGCCGUUCUGCCCGUGGGUAUCCGGGUGGAGUGCCUUUGUGGUGGCCUGGCCCUGGGCUCAGACAUUGAGGAGGUGGUGCGCUGCCCCGGCUGCCGUGCCUACCACCACCUUGCGUGCACCACUAGUGGUGGCCUUCGUGCUGGCGAGAAAUACCUCUGUCCGCAUUGCUGGGUGGACCCUGCAAAGGAGAAGAUAAGAGUGAAGACGACCCUCAUAGUGUCGCCAUCAAGCAUCGGAUUCCAGUGGCUGGAAGAGAUUGAACGACACCAAAAGGAUGAUAGGCUGCAUGUGAUGGAGUACCAAGGUGUACAGAGCCAUGGUUUUGUUUCACCACUGACAUUUGCCAACUAUGACAUUGUGCUGACCACUUAUGAGGUGCUCAAAAAGGAGCUCAACUUCACUGACUUGCCCCAUGCCAACAGUACCGAUGGUCGGUCAUUCCGGAAGCCACGCAAGUUCCUGCCUACGCCGUGCCCAUUGACAGCACUGCUCUGGUGGCGUAUUUGUCUGGAUGAGGCCCAGAUGGUGGAAGGUACAGCCACCAAGGCAGCCCAGAUGGCCCUCAAGCUGUCGGCAGUCAACCGCUGGUGUGUCACUGGAACACCCAUCCAGAAAAACCUGCACGACAUGUAUGGUCUGCUCCUAUUUCUUGGUGAGGAACCGUACAAUGUCAAGUUAUGGUGGAACGAAUGCCUUUUGCUGCCAUACUGCCAUGGGGACACUGAGCCUCUUGUCACUGUGCUUUCAAGAUGCUUCAAGAGGACCAUGAAGAGGAAUGUCCUGGAACAGAUUGGCGUUCCACCACAGGAAAGCAUCUUUCACACUCUCAACUUCUCUCCCGUUGAAGAAGUUUUCUACGAACGACAAGCUGAUCGAUGUGCCUCACUCUUCAGGGAACAACUUUGUAAAUUUCCUGACCAUAGCAUCAGGAUUGAACAGCUGGACAGGCACUCUGUCGGACUGCUCCUGCAGCCACUGGUUCGGUUGCGGCAGGCCUGCUGCCAUCCACGUGCUGUACGGGGUGCCUUCCUGCCAAUGAGGACUGAUUCAUUAACCAUGGACGAACUGUUGGCAUCACUGAUCAAAAAGGCAACAGUGGAAUGUGAAGAAGCACAUCGACGAAUGGUGUCAGCGAUGAAUGGAAUCGCAGGCAUCCACAUAAUCCGGGAUGAAAGGAGGGAGGCCGCCGAUGCCUACAGAGAAGUUCUGUGGUCGGUGAAGGAUCACAGCAGGAACAUCAAGACAGACCGGCUGCAGCAGCUGCAUGCCCUGCACAAUCUGGCCCAGCUGCUGGAUGCCUGCAAAGCCGAGGGACCGCUUGACCGCAGUGGGGAAUGCUCGCAAAGCAGCCAGGACACCAACAUUCUGCUGGGUUUUGUUGCACGUGUAUCAACGAGCGCUGCAGGCACUCUAGCCUCAACAUUAGACAGUGUUCAGAGUGCUGGUGACUGUGGCCCCACAAGUGUGGUACCAGAUUGUGUGGGUAACACUGGCGUCUGUGAGAGUGCAAGUGAGACUUCAGAUGGUGCUAGUAACCCUGAUGUGACAAGUGCCAUGUCUCUGUGCACUGCAGGUGGAGAUGACUGUGAUCCUACAUCCAUGCUUGGCUCUAGUGAGCAUGCUCAUCCUGCUAGCACAGUGUUUGGCAGUACUGUGAUUACCAGUAGCUGCAACCCUGAAAGCAAUGCCCAAAGCUGCAGUCACAGUGGUAUGCUUUCAGGCUGUACAGAGAAUGCUGGUUGCCAUGAUAAUGGAAAUGUGUUACCAGUAGGGGCUGUGAACACUGAUGACGGUGGUUCUGCAAGAAACCCUGGUGUACUGGAUAGAACUUUCUGCACCAGUGUGCCUGGUGUUGCGUGGACGACGAAAACGGCUGAUUUAAUGAAGUCAGCAACCUCUAUCAUUCCAAAAGUUGCCUAUAUUCCACAGGCUCCUAUUGAUGACCAGCUGUGUGAGGAGGCAGCUAAGUUGCGAGAGUCAUACCUGGAAGGCUACCUCACCACGAUUUGUGCUGCCAAGAAGCAGUUCAUGCAAGCAACCCAUGCAGUUGAGGAAACAGUCAACAAGUUUUCACUCCCCAAGAGGCAACCAUGGUGGAGCACCCUCUUGAAUGCAAGCAUGGAAAGCAAUAAAGAUGAAUGGCUCAUUGGAAAGGUUAAGGAUGACCUGGAAGCAAAAAAGUCAGAUGUCAGGUCUUCAUCAGUCAGCGACCAAUUCAACACAGCUCAUGGACUACAGUACGUAGUCGACACCCAGAUGCGGCAGCUGGAGGCCGCCAGGGAGAACCUGCUCGGUGCAGUCAAGGCUCUCUCUGCCAACCCGUCAGCUGACGAGGUCGUGUCAGCGGUUGAAUGCCAUCUCAGGCCGAGCAAGAAAAAAAGGAACAAGUGCAACUACUGUGUUGUGCACGAGCUGUUCAAUUUGUACGAGAGUCGCCUGUUCUGCUUCUCUGAGGACGCUGCGCACGAGGAGGCCCAAGAUAAGGAGGAUGCGCUGUUUGGUGCCCUCCGUCGUGGGAACUGGGGUGACAGCAACUUGGAGAAGAUCAUCAAAAGCUUGAGCAAGAGUUCAUCCUUUGCAGGUGACAGAGCCUUGUGCAGUGAUGGUCAAGUGCAUGUCCAGCUCUUUGCUGCUUUGAAGAAAGAAUUUCGGGCAAUGCGAGCAGUAUACAUGAACAUCAGGGAUUUUGUGGGUGCCCUUGAUGAACUGGAGAUGGCAACCGUCCGCCUGGAAGUCCAUCUGCCCAGCGAGGAGGUGGACAAGGAUGCCCCACCUCUGCCUGUCAACGUCCUCAGGCCGUGGGAGGUGCCAGAACAGUGGUCAAUGCUUCUGUAUGAGAAAGAGCUGCACAAGAAUGAUCUCAAGAAAAAACUGGGGCAGCUUUUCUACCUGCAAAACCUUGAAAAGGCUGGCAGCCACAGGGCGGGUGAGUGCAACCCUGAGCCGUGCCCCAUCUGCCAGAAUCCACUGGGCACCCGCUGGAGUGUGAUGCAGUGUGGCCACAACUUCUGCCUGGACUGCAUCAAGAUGGUGUGCAGCACUCCGUCCUGCAUGCGCAGUGGCAGCCUGCUGUGUGCCGUCUGCAGAAGCAGCUGCGCUCAUGGGGAUGUCUUCUAUGUCCAGACCACUCCUCCAUCGGCCCCACAGUCCAGGUUUUCCCUCAAGGGCAGCCACACCACCAAAAUAGGUGGCAUCGUAGAGACAAUUCUGGAGAUUAAGGCUGAUGACCCUGAUGCCAAGGCCCUUGUGUUCACCAGCUGGUCUAUUGUAAUUGACGUCUUGAAGAAAGCGUUGGAAGAAAAUGAAGUGUCUUACAUCACUCUUAAGCCAGGACCAAACUUCAAGAAUAAUUUAGCACUAUUCAGACACGACCCAUCAAUCAUGGUGCUGCUGCUUCCGCUUUCAUUGGGAGCCAAAGGCCUCAACCUGACGGAAGCCACACAUGUGCUCCUCGUCGAACCCAUUCUCAACCUUGGGGAGGAGCUGCAAGCCAUAGGCCGGGUUCAUCGUAUUGGGCAAACACGGAAGACUUACAUUCAUCGCUUCAUGGUGAAGAAUACUAUAGAGGAACGCAUCGUCGACUUCUUAAAAUCAUCACAGACGUCUCGGAGCUGCUUAGAGGACCAUGCGAAGAUGACCAUCGACGACCUAAAGAAUCUGUUUAAGUGAACGCAAUGUCCGCGAA